This is a messenger RNA of Neurospora hispaniola, 2043 nucleotides long. RefSeq names its product putative F-actin-capping protein. Bases 1 to 2043 code for a protein of 680 amino acids. The transcript is spliced from 5 exons. Gene Ontology annotation, cellular component: F-actin capping protein complex. Gene Ontology annotation, biological process: response to nutrient; branched-chain amino acid catabolic process; barbed-end actin filament capping. NCBI's taxonomy places the organism in Eukaryota, Fungi, Ascomycota, Sordariomycetes, Sordariales, Sordariaceae. The record is from RefSeq and is a predicted model, not a curated record. Gene Ontology annotation, molecular function: catalytic activity.
AUGAGAGGCUCAACUAUCCGGCCCAAGGCGCAAUGCCUUCGUUCGCUUUCCAAGGGCCUGACUAAACGUCCUUCGGCCGGUCUACGAUCUGUCCCCGUUGCUGCUACUCUGGCGCCGUCUCUCCCGCCGCAACGAGCGUACUCGACGCACCCGCCUCAUGCGAAGCUCAAUCUUCCCACCGACUAUUCGACAACUCCAUUGCUUGCGCAGACAUCCCAAUCGGCGCUCAACAACCCUGAGCUGUCUCCCGAAGUCCGCAAUGGCCCAACAAAGCGCAUGAACAUGUUCCAAGCUGUCAACGAUGCUCUAUCUAUUGCCCUCGCCCAAGACGAAUCGGUCUUGAUAUUUGGCGAGGACGUCGCCUUUGGUGGUGUCUUCCGCUGCACGGGAAAGCUUGCCGACACAUAUGGCGCCGACCGCGUCUUCAACACUCCGUUGUGCGAGCAGGGUAUUAUGGGCUUUGCCAUUGGCGUUGCUGCCGAGGGAAUGCGCCCUGUUGCCGAGAUCCAGUUUGCCGACUACGUAUACCCGGCUUUCGACCAGCUGGUGAACGAGGCUGCCAAGUUCAGAUACAGGGAUGGUUCCUGCGGGCGGAGUGCCGGGGGCUUGACGGUACGCAUGCCCUGCGGAGGUGUUGGUCAUGGUGGUCUCUACCACACACAGUCGCCGGAGAGCUUGUUCACACAUAUUCCAGGAUUGCGAGUGAUCAUGCCCAGAUCACCCAUCCAGGCCAAGGGCUUGCUGUUAUCCGCCAUUCGCAGCAAUGACCCAUGUGUCUUCAUGGAACCCAAGAUCCUCUACCGUGCUGCCGUUGAGCAGGUGCCCACCGGGUCCUAUACGCUACCAUUAUCCAAGGCUGAAGUGCUGAAGGAAGGAAAGGAUGUGACCAUCAUCUCAUACGGUCAACCCCUAUACAAAUGCGUGGAUGCGUUGCAAAAGGCCGAGAAGGACUUUGGUGUCUCAGUGGAAUUGAUUGACCUCCGAACGGUCUAUCCAUGGGACAAGGAGACCGUGUUCCAGAGUGUCAGGAAGACGGGGCGCUGCAUCGUGGUUCAUGAAUCCAUGGUCAAUGCCGGCAUUGGUGCCGAGGUGGCCGCUGCCAUCCAAGAGGACUCGGAAACCUUUGUUAGACUCGAAGCUCCUGUGGCUCGAGUUGCUGGAUGGAGCAUUCACACGCCUCUCAUGUUCGAGGCCCUUAACAUUCCGGAUGUUGCGACUCGCCGAUGUUGUUGCAGGCACGAUAUUCCCCUUCGAUCUUGGAUCGCGACCCUACUUUCUAACGAUUCCGAGCUUUCAGACAUCAAGGCCCUUACUAGCUCGACCCCUAAUCUGCUGAACGAGCUUGGACCGGCGUUCCAAAAGUACAACGAGGAACAGUUCACGACGGUGAAGCUCCCCGGUGGUAGCCAACCUGUUAUCAUUAGCUCCCAUAGUUCUCUGGAGGAUGGUCGUUACUACGACGUCGAGAGCUCCUCGAGCUUCGCCUACGACCACAUUACUCAGAAAGCCAGCGAUGUUCAGAGUCACGUCCUAGAAGGCGAACAGACCGACCUGGUGAAAUCCACGGUCAAGGGGCUUUCAGCCUACGUCAAGGAGCACUUUCCUAACGCCGCCUAUGGCGCGUACCCGAUAGAGAAUGACUCCAAAAUCGCGGUUGUCAUUGUCGCGAACAAGUACAGCCCGAACAACUUCUGGAACGGACGUUGGCGCUCGCUAUACAUCUACGACCCAUCCAACAACUCCAUUGAGGGCUCCAUCAAGGUCGACGUGCACUACUACGAGGACGGAAACGUGCGUUUGUUGACUAACAAGACAGUCACCGCGACCGUGUCGUCGGGCACCGGCAGCGGCAUUGCCAAGGAGAUCUCGGUGAACGAGAAGAAGUACCAGGAGGAGUUGAACAAGAGCUUCACAAGCCUCAGCGAGGGCGCUUUCAAGGGCUUGAGAAGACAGCUGCCGGUGACGAGACAGAAAAUCGAGUGGGACAAGGUCGCCAGCUAUCGCCUGGGACAGGAUAUCGGUGGUGGAAGCUCUAGGCGGUAA